This is a messenger RNA of Dermacentor silvarum, 2114 nucleotides long. RefSeq lists its product as uncharacterized. Lineage: Eukaryota; Metazoa; Arthropoda; Arachnida; Ixodida; Ixodidae. Bases 162 to 950 code for a protein of 262 amino acids. The transcript has 2 exons. The record is from RefSeq and is a predicted model, not a curated record.
AGAGAAAGUUUCCAUCGAAGCUCCCUGCUCGAUAGACACAUUGGCACUUUCGGAUUGCAAGCACUGCUCCAAACUUGAGGUGCAUGUGAAGAUCAACAGUGACCCCAACUUCCUCCGGGUGUCAACAGCUUCCCACUUUUUCCUACUUGAAUACAUUGUUCAUGAGAAUCGAAUGCUGGGAUAGCGCGAUUUGUUCUCUUGUUGCUGAAUACAUAGCAACCACAUCUAAGCUCCCAAUGCUCCAUAUGCAGUUCUGUAGGCCAUUUGUUCCGCCCGAAUCAGUCAAAUGGUGGCUAGCUGUUUCACAAUCGCUACUUUUCAACAGAAGCAUCACUGAACUCGGCAUUGGUGUUGAUGUCAUAGGCGAAGAUGUCAUAUUCCUGGCCGAUGCUGUAAUCCAGGGCGCAGCGAUCCGAAAGAAUCGCUUAUUGUAUUUGCCUGCAUCUCCAUAUCGCUGCUUGAUUCGUCGUCUACGCGCCGGCAUAUUCAAGAACCGCACGCUGUGCAGCGCCACCACCGGGGACUUUCACGAAAGGAAUUAUGAUGAGUGGGCCGACGACUGGUUCGCCGUGUGCGACACAGCGCGGCGGAACUCUGGAUGCGUGGCACGAGCAGCUCAAUUCCUGAACCACGCACGGUGCGACCGGUUAUGCGCCGCAGGUUUGGACCGAGUCUCCCGUCACCCAGCCCUCGUGGCAGAGCUCGCCGAAGUGUUGUCCAUCGACAAGGUCGAGGCAGCUCGCGUGGUCCGACAAAAGUGGCGGUGCAUCGAGGGUCUUCACGACUUCAUGCGACUGGCCGGGGUCGUCAAGGAGCAGGUCACGUGUCUGCCACGUCAGGACGGGCGCACGCAACUGGACGGCCUUAACCAAGACUGCUGGGCCCACGUGAGACGCUACCUGGAGCUGGAUGACGUAGCAUAUGGGACUGCCCCUCACCGCCGCACCUGACGUCGAGUUUUCGUUGCCACCUGAGCCACAGCUUGAAAAGCCUGCAACGCUAGCGCACAAUAUCCAGUGAAAGAGUUCAGUUGUUUCGUUCGACUACUAUUAUAGGAGCACUUCUUAAUGCGUGCAAACUCUUUUGUGAUUCGUGCUAUUUUUCUUCGAUAAUCGAUAGCACUUCUGUUCUCUUUGAUAUAUUAAUCUUGAACGUGGCUCACGCGUAAAUUGCGCGUGCUUUGAGUUUAAAAGUAUGGAUUCCUAAUACUGUCUGAACUUGUGUUCUUGUUGAUGUUUCUAGCCCUGUAAAAUUAUACUAUUUUUGUCUCUACAUUUUUGCCUUUUCUCUUAUAUAUUUUUAGCGUACCUCGUUCUUGUGGAGAACAAAGCUCCUUGCUCUGUUUGCACUUUAGGUAUUACGGCGUGUACUAUGACUGUAGCAAGGUAGACAGUUGGGCUAGUUGCUGAGGUCCCAUGGUCAAGCACGGGAACGCAAAGAAAGCACGUACGAAGCCGAAAAAAAGGACAACACGAGUGCUCGUGGUUAGUUGCGAAAAAGCGCACUUGUCCAUUUCUUCGGCUUCGUAUGUGUCGUUCGCGGCCCCCUACUUCACCAUGCGUACUAUAACAUUUAGAGCUCGAAUAUUUGCACUUCUACCUAGGCCUAUAGCAAAGGCAGACCGAAGAAAGCAUUCGGUGAAGCAUUACGUCCUGUCUUUUCUCAUGUGGGUUGCAGAAGUGAAACUAUGUGUACUUUUAUUCUCGUGAACUGGCAGGGCUUAGGUGUUCAUCUGCUUCGCUGUAUUUCAAGCAAGCUCCUGCCAUUUGUGUCCGAUUAAUCGAGACUCGCCAGAGGCGGUUUCUUAUUCAUGUCCGUUUGAGUUUUCAGCUGGUUGCCAUUAUACACUGGCUAUAAGAGCAUCAGUAUCAAUAAGGUAAUAGGUGCACGCAGCAGAUGGUUUACGUUUAGUCUGCUUUAUCUAGUAUCUUUUUGUUGCAACUAAAAGUUCAUGUGUCAUGUGGAUAAGGAUCUUGAAAGCGUCAAACCUCUCAUGGUUAACAUACUUCAUAAGUAGUUUGUUGAGCAAUAAUUCUCGUCACAAACUUUUGUGCCGCUUUGAAAUGCGUAAUCACUCUCCGACAUUGCAAAAGAUUCCCUAUCCAUUUCCCGGU